Messenger RNA from Anoplopoma fimbria (sablefish), 2075 nucleotides. It is a transcript of the gene rab34a, whose product is annotated as RAB34, member RAS oncogene family a. Bases 266 to 1069 code for a protein of 267 amino acids. Lineage: Eukaryota; Metazoa; Chordata; Actinopteri; Perciformes; Anoplopomatidae. Gene Ontology annotation, molecular function: GTP binding; GTPase activity. The transcript has 12 exons. The record is from RefSeq and is a predicted model, not a curated record. Gene Ontology annotation, biological process: endocytosis; phagosome-lysosome fusion.
AGUCAGCAGCAGUCUGCUUCUCCUCCUCAACUUCCGUGGAUCGAUUUCACCUCCGAUCACCAUACACUCAACUUUAACCUUCAUCAGUGUGAAUAUGCAUGAGUCUACAUCACAAUAGGAAGCGAUCUGUGCGAGGUAGAAGACCAAGCCGAAACACAGAGGAGAGAAGAGUCUGUCUCGAUGAGAAGCUUUGAUGAGCAAGAGGAUUAAAAAGGAUCUGCACACUCAACACGUGUCCCUCUACUAAACAUUUCUGCAAAGCCUCAUGUCGCUCCGAGUUUCAGGCAUGAGUGUUCUUCCUCCUGUCCGAAAGGACCGUAUCAUUGCUCAGCUCCCUAAGUAUUUCACGAAGGAGGCAGCCUUCCAUACGAAGGGGGAUUUCAACAAUAAAGUGAAGACGGCCUGUCAGGAGCAGCGUACCGGCACUGUGGGCAGAUUUAAAAUUUCUAAGGUCAUUGUUGUGGGUGACCUGGCUGUGGGGAAAACCUGUCUGAUUAAUAGAUUUUGCAAAGAUGCUUUUGAUAAAAACUACAAGGCAACGAUCGGUGUUGACUUUGAGAUGGAGCGCUUUGAAGUGCUGGGCGUUCCUUUCAGUCUUCAGCUAUGGGACACUGCAGGCCAAGAAAGGUUCAAGUGCAUUGCUUCUACGUACUACAGAGGAGCCCAGGUUGUGAUUAUUGCGUUUGAUGUAAAUGACAUUGCCUCUUUGGGCCAUGUGAGACAGUGGCUGGAAGACGCCCUGAAAGAGAACGACCCCACCGCUGUCCAGCUGUUCCUUGUUGGCACAAAGAAAGACCUGAGCUCUCCUGCACAGUAUUCUCAGAUCGAACAAGAUGCCCUCAAAAUUGCACAAGAGAUCAGUGCAGAGUAUUGGGCUGUUUCAUCGCUGACAGGGGAAAACGUCAAAGAGUUUUUCUUUCGAGUUGCAUCGUUGGCAUUCGAGACCAACGUUCUUGCUGAGUUGGAGAAAAGUGGGUCGAGGCAGAUUGGGGGUGUCGUCAGAAUAAACAGCACUUCAAACAAUGCGUACGCUUCAUCAAAGAAGAAGCAGCAGAACUGCUGUCAAUAAGGAUGGCAGCAGAAGUUUAAAGUCUAAGGUACAGACUGAAAAUGAGGGAAAAGACUGGAGGGAUUUCUGUGGUCAAGGCAGGAGGAGGGACCCUGGAGUUUUACUUCCUGACAUGUUUGAGUUCAGUUUUUCCUGGCCUAGAAAGAGUUUUCCUCUGUGGGAUGUGGAUUCUUGUGGUGUUGCUCAGAGUUACAGAGUAACACAGCAAUUACACACAAAAUGACUGUUCUGUUACUGCAGAGAUGCCAAAGAGAGACUGUGGAUGUUUUUAAGAUGGCGUAUGUGUGGAUCUCGCUGCUGUAUUUUGUUUAACAAUUACUUCACAACACCUUUUAAAGUCAGUUGUUUUAAAUGUCAGUUUUUACUUGGUACUAAACCUCUUUUCAUGGUAAUGUUGAUCAGACCGUCACCAUCUUUCUGUUAAAAGUAAAAGAUUAUGCAUUAUGUGGUAUUUGUUAUAAAAAGUAUGUUGGUACGUAGAUGUUCAUGCAUGACUGGUGACAAUAAGAAGCCUUACAUGUAGGGACUUAGGACCCAGGGGGAUAUAAGCGAAACAUGGCAACCUGAGGGGGAGUCUGUGUUGUUAGAGCAACUGAGGAGUAAUGCUAAUAAAGAGUUUCAGUUAAGAGCAGUUUGUUCUCAUGUAUAUAUAUCAUAUAUGUGUCUUUGAAAACACGUCACAGUCAAUCUUAAGAAAAAAAACAUUGAUUUGAAGAAACACUGAAAAAGUAAUUCGAAUUUUGUGUAGCCGGAAGGUUUUUUUAUGCUUAACUAUCCUGUUUGUCAUCUCACGACCCCUAUGGAUUUAUCUUCUGACUGGUUUCAAUCUCCCGGUUGGGAACCAUUGUGUUAGAUGCAGACUUUUGUUUUAAUCAACAGUGUGUGCUUCAAAGGUACUGAAUUUGGAUGAUCAUUUUUUUAUGUCAAUAACUGAAAUAGUGUGUUUUAAUAUUUUAAGCAUUUAUUUUCUUUAAAAUUUCUCAUGGUAUGUUUUACAUUUAAUAAA